AUAAACUACUAUAUGUUUGUUUUGGGGUUUAAUUAAUGAUAAAUAUGUUACUAUUUUCAAUCCGUUUGAAUGAUUUAUUGCAGUGAGAUGUUCGUCCAUUUCGAUAACUGCUAUCUCAAUCCCUUCGUUCUACUCUAUAUAAGUUUAUAUUCAACUCCCUCCAAAACAUAUUCUCACUUUACCAAUUAAGGAAAGGUAUUCUCUAAACAACUCUAGAGGACUAUGGAACUUCACGGAGCUCUAGUGGCUAGUCCCGGCAUGGGCCACUUUGUACCCAUCUUAGAACUCGGCAAGCAUCUCCUCAACCACCACGGGUUCGACCGUAUCACCGUCUUCCUAGUCACAGAUGAUGAUGUCCCACGCUCUAAAUCUCUCCUUGGGAAAACGUUGACAGAAGCGGAUCCCAAAUUCGUGAUCAGGUUUAUUCCACUCAAUGUUUCGGGUCAAGAUCUUAGUGGUUCACUUCUAACUAAACUUGCAGAGAUGAUGAGGAUGGCAUUACCGGAAAUUAGGUCUGCAGUUAUGGGGUUAGAGCCGCAGCCUGGGGUUUUCGUUGUUGACUUGUUGGGCACAGAAGCUUUGGCUGUGGCAAAGGAGCUUCAGAUCAUGAGGAAACAUGUUCUGGUUACUACCAGUGCUUGGUUUCUAGCUUUCACAGUUUAUAUGGCGAGUCUUGACAAGAUGACCUUGUACAAGCAUUUGAGUAGCACAGGAGCAUUGCCUAUACCAGGAUGCAGCCCGGUUAAGUUUGACAGGGUUCAAGAUCCGAGUAAAUAUAUUCGGGAACUCGCUGAGUCUCAGCGAAUUGGUGCUGAGGUGAUAACUGCAGAUGGGGUGUUUGUGAAUACCUGGCAUAAUCUGGAGCCAGUGACGAUCGGGUCUUUCUUGGCUCCAGAGAAUCUUGGUAGCGUUAUGAGAGGUGUGCCGGUUCACCCUGUUGGACCGCUGGUUAGACGAGCAGAACCGGGUGUAAAACACCGUGUGCUGGACUGGCUUGACUUACAACCCAAAGAGUCAGUGGUUUAUGUCUCUUUUGGAAGUGGUGGGGCACUUACCGCCGAGCAGACAAACGAGCUGGCUUACGGUUUGGAGCUGACCGGCCACAGGUUUGUUUGGGUCGUCAGACCACCAGCCGAGGAUGAUCCAUCAGCAUCAAUGUUCGACAAAACCAAGAAUGAGACAGAAACAAUGGAAUUCUUACCCAACGGGUUUCUAAACAGGACCAAAGAUAUUGGUUUGGUGGUCCAGACAUGGGCCCCGCAAGAGGAGAUCCUGGCACAUGAAUCAAUUGGAGGGUUUGUGACUCACUGUGGAUGGAACUCAGUUUUGGAGAGUAUUGUGAACGGUGUGCCAAUGGUAGCUUGGCCAUUGUACUCAGAACAGAAGAUGAACGCGUGGAUGGUGUCAGAGGAGCUAAAGAUAGCAUCGCGUGUUAAUGCUGCAGAUGGGAUUGUAAAGAAGGAAGAGAUAGUUGAAAUGGUAAAGAAAGUGAUGGAUCAAGAAGAAGGAAAAGAUAUGAGAAAGAAUGCUAAGGAACUGAAGAAGACAGCAGAAGAAGCUCUCAAUAAGACUCACAUUCCAUUUGCUUACUUCAUCCAAAACUAAUAUAAAGAAACUGAAAAUUCAAGCAUAACAAAAACAUAAAUAUAAUAUUUUAUUUAUGCGCCAAGUAGAUAUAGAGAAUGUUCUAAAACUGUAGUGACAAAGACAUAUGGUCAAGAAACAUGAGAUUUGAAUGCAAACAAA
This is a messenger RNA of Capsella rubella, 1746 nucleotides long. Its product is annotated as UDP-glycosyltransferase 72C1. NCBI's taxonomy places the organism in Eukaryota, Viridiplantae, Streptophyta, Magnoliopsida, Brassicales, Brassicaceae. The record is from RefSeq and is a predicted model, not a curated record. The transcript has a single exon. Gene Ontology annotation, molecular function: UDP-glycosyltransferase activity. Bases 223 to 1605 code for a protein of 460 amino acids.